Molecule: messenger RNA, 1037 nt
Organism: Elephantulus edwardii (Cape elephant shrew)
Lineage: Eukaryota; Metazoa; Chordata; Mammalia; Macroscelidea; Macroscelididae
Gene: B4GALT4
Product: UDP-Gal:betaGlcNAc beta 1,4- galactosyltransferase, polypeptide 4
Exons: 6
Coding region: 2-1036 (344 amino acids)
Biological process (GO): carbohydrate metabolic process
Molecular function (GO): glycosyltransferase activity
Source: RefSeq, a predicted model, not a curated record
CAUGGGCUUCAACCUGACGUUCCACCUUUCCUACAGAGUCCGUUUACUGCUGCUUUUCACCUUAUGCCUCAUGGUGGUUGGCUGGGCCACCAGCAACUACAUUGUGGACACUAUUCAAGAGAUUCCUAGAGCAAGAGAUUUUAUGACUAAUUUUAUCAAGGCGACAGAUCGGGUGAAUGAAGAAACUCGGACAGAAAAAGCACCUGUGAAAAAAGCCGAACCUGAAAAAUGCCCUUCUGUGUCUCCAUACCUCAGAGGCCAGAGCAAGCUGGUUUUCAAGCCAGAUCUCACUUUGGAAGAAGUACAGGCAGAAAAUCCCCAAGUGCACAGAGGCCGGUAUCACCCCGAGGAGUGCCAGGCUCUGCAGCGGGUGGCCAUCCUCAUUCCACACCGAAAUAGAGAGAAGCACCUCAUGUACCUGCUCGAGCACCUGCACCCCUUCCUGCAGAGGCAGCAGAUGGACUAUGGCAUCUUCGUCAUCCACCAGGCUGGAAGUAAAAAGUUUAAUCGAGCCAAACUUAUGAAUGUGGGCUACCUCGAAGCUCUCAAGGAAGAAAAUUGGGACUGCUUUAUAUUCCAUGAUGUGGACCUGGUGCCGGAGCACGACUUUAACCUUUAUAAGUGCGAGGAUCAGCCAAAGCAUCUGGUGGUCGGCAGGAACAGCACUGGGUACCGGUUACGCUACAAAGGAUAUUUUGGGGGUGUUACUGCCCUAACCAGAGAGCAAUUUUUCAAGGUGAAUGGAUUCUCUAACAACUACUGGGGAUGGGGAGGCGAAGACGAUGACCUCAGACUCAGAGUCGAACUUCAUAGAAUGAGAAUAAUCCGGCCGUUACCAGAAGUGGGAAAAUACACAAUGAUCUUCCACACUAGAGACAGAGGAAAUGAAGUAAAUAUAGAAAGGAUGAAGCUCUUAAAUCAAGUGCCACGAGUUUGGAGAACAGAUGGGUUGACAAGUUGCUCUUAUAAAUUACUGUCUGUGCAGCAUAAUCCUUUAUAUAUCAACAUCACAGUGGAUUUCUGGUCUGAUCCAUGAC